AGCUCCCUCCCGUUUCCCGUCGGACCUUAAUGAGUGUGACAGCCAGCGGAAGUAAACAAGGCUGCUGGCCGUAGCGUUAGCUGCAUGCUGCUGUUGAAUGAGCUGGAAGACGGUAUUGUAGUCGUAGAGCAGAUGAUUCUUUCAGCUGGAACUAAGCAACAAUGUCUUCAGUUGAGUGUUUGAGAGAGUUUGUCACCGAGCGACUAACUGCUGCUGCUGAACAAAUAUUCCGAGUUGUUGAAAAAACUAUCGUCGAGUACGAGGAAGAGAUCGCUCGGCAGCGCAGACUGUUGGAUGGCGUUUGGAGACCAGAAAUCAGGUUACACAGGAUAGAGCUCCCACAGCAACAUGUCUGUAAGGAGGAGGAGGUUCUCUCUGACCAGCAGCUCAACAUGCCAGUUCUAACCUCUGUGGUAUCAGAAGCAAACAGUGACCACCAGCUCCUCUCUCACAACUCUCAUGAAGCUGAGAGCCAAGAUCAGAAAGGAGGCAAGCAUGGAGACUCAGGAUCAACUAGAAAUACAGAGCCAGAACCAAAGAAGAGACGACGCAAGAGCAGAAGUCACAGCAACAACGUAGACAACACUAACGUGUCAGAGAUUCACCCUAAUACUCCAACAGAGCUCCCACAGCAACAUGUCUGUAAGGAGGAGGAGGUUCUCUCUGACCAGCAGCUCUGUAUUCAGGAGAGGAACUCCAGUCUGGACCAAGAGGACCCAGAGUCUCCACAGAUUAAAGAGGACCAGGAGGAACUGUGCACCAGUCAGGAGGGAGAGCAGCUUGUACUGAAGCAGGAGACUGAUACCUUUAUGUUGACUCCUACUUAUGAGGAAAGGGACCACAGUGAAGGUCAGACUCUGAACUUCAAUCCUCAUGAUGACACUCUAAGUGCAGCAGAGAAAGAGUCUGUAGCCAACAUGCCAGUUAUAACCUCUGUGGUAUCAGAAGCAAACAGUGACCACCAGCUCCUCUCUCCCAACUCUCAUGAAGCUGAGAGCCAAGAUCAGAAAGGAGGCAAGCAUGGAGACUCAGGAUCAACUAGAAAUACAGAACCAGAACCAAAGAAGAGACGACGCAAGAGCAGAAGUCUCAGCAACAACGUAGACAACACUAACGUGUCAGAGAUUCACCCUAAUACUCAAACAGAGCUCCCACAGCAACAUGUCUGUAAGGAGGAGGAGGUUCUCUCUGACCAGCAGCUCUGUAUUCAGGAGAGGAACUCCAGUCUGGACCAAGAGGACCCAGAGUCUCCACAGAUUAAAGAGGACCAGGAGGAACUGUGCACCAGUCAGGAGGGAGAGCAGCUUGUACUGAAGCAGGAGACUGAUCCCUUUAUGUUGGCUCCUACUUAUGAGGAAAGGGACCACAGUGAAGGUCAGACUCUGAACUUCAAUCCUGAUGAUGACACUCUAAGUGCAGCAGAGAAAGAGUCUGUAGCCAACAUGCCAGUUAUAACCUCUGUGGUAUCAGAAGCAAACAGUGACCACCAGCUCCUCUCUCCCAACUCUCAUGAAGCUGAGAGCCAAGAUCAGAAAGGAGGCAAGCAUGGAGACUCAGGAUCAACUAGAAAUGCAGAGCCAGAACCAAAGAAGAGACGACUUAAGAGCAGAAGACCCAGCAACAACGUAGACAACACUAACGUGUCAGAGAUUCACGCUAAUACUCAAACAGAGCUCCCACAGCAACAUGUCUGUAAGGAGGAGGAGGUUCUCUCUGACCAGCAGCUCUGUAUUCAGGAGAGGAACUCCAGUCUGGACCAAGAGGACCCAGAGCCUCCACAGAUUAAAGAGGACCAGGAGGAACUGUGCACCAGUCAGGAGGGAGAGCAGCUUGUACUGAAGCAGGAGACUGAUCCCUUUAUGUUGGCUCCUACUUAUGAGGAAAGGGACCACAGUAAAGGUCAGACUCUGAACUUCAAUCCUGAUGAUGACACUCUAAGUGCAGCAGAGAAAGAGUCUGUAGCCAACAUCACGUCAGUUCUAACCUCUGUGGUAUCAGAAGCAAACAGUGACCACCAGCUCCUCUCUCCCAACUCUCAUGAAGCUGAGAGCCAAGAUCAGAAAGGAGGCAAGCAUGGAGACUCAGGAUCAACUAGAAAUACAGAACCAGAACCAAAGAAGAGACGACGCAAGAGCAGAAGUCUCAGCAACAACGUAGACAACACUAACGUGUCAGAGAUUCACCCUCAUACUCAAACAGUGUGA
This is a messenger RNA of Perca flavescens (yellow perch), 2204 nucleotides long. RefSeq lists its product as uncharacterized. Bases 162 to 2204 code for a protein of 680 amino acids. NCBI's taxonomy places the organism in Eukaryota, Metazoa, Chordata, Actinopteri, Perciformes, Percidae. The transcript has 8 exons. The record is from RefSeq and is a predicted model, not a curated record.